ACGCGUCUCCAUAACCACAACGUCGACAAUAAGGCCACAUCGCUCCUCGAUCCUACCACUCACGCCUUCGCGACUCGCACAACAAUCAUAUACAACUCUCAAAAAGCACCCCUUUCGCGCUCACAACAUUUAAGCAUCACAUACAACCAACCGCCCCACAACCAGGCCACAAUGCCCACGAACAACACUCACGCCACAUUGCCAGCCUCACCGGCCACAACGUCCACACUCGCGGAAUUACACGACCUGGACAUGUCAAUCGCGUGGCUCGAUCACCGGCUCGAAACAACCAAUGCUCCCGCAUCCGACGCUCCCCACGACCUCCGUGGUGUCGCGCAGCGGGACCGCGUCAGCAUGAGCGACCAGCUCGCAGAGAGAGAAGCGAAACGGGACCGACCGGAUGCCGAGCUGUUCGGCGCCGCGAGCGACUACGAUGGCUACGCCACCGAGUCCGACGUUGAAGAAGAUGGCCAGUCCAGCGAUGACGACAGUGGCUACGGCGGCGACGUCGACAGUGACGACGCGCAAGGUCAACUUCCGCCUGUUCGUCGACGUGUCUCACCGCCGCUUGAGCACCACGAAUAUCGCGUCGUGAGCCCUCUGCCAACAUUCCUGCAGAACCGAGGUGAGUCCCCCUUAUCUGUUGUUCGCUUUGGAGAAAUAUUGACGCUCCCUGCGUAGCUCUAGCUCGCUCAAAUCUUGGACAGCCGCCGCAUGUCGCUGAAUACAGCGGCCAAGCACCCAGAGACGAAAACGUUCGACGAGG
This is a messenger RNA of Phanerochaete carnosa HHB-10118-sp, 766 nucleotides long. RefSeq lists its product as uncharacterized. The record is from RefSeq and is a predicted model, not a curated record. Bases 172 to 681 code for a protein of 169 amino acids. The transcript has a single exon. NCBI's taxonomy places the organism in Eukaryota, Fungi, Basidiomycota, Agaricomycetes, Polyporales, Phanerochaetaceae.